Messenger RNA from Gavialis gangeticus (Gharial), 829 nucleotides. It is a transcript of the gene QRFP, whose product is annotated as pyroglutamylated RFamide peptide. The transcript has a single exon. Bases 1 to 381 code for a protein of 126 amino acids. NCBI's taxonomy places the organism in Eukaryota, Metazoa, Chordata, Crocodylia, Gavialidae. The record is from RefSeq and is a predicted model, not a curated record. Gene Ontology annotation, molecular function: orexigenic neuropeptide QRFP receptor binding.
AUGAAGGCACCCUACUCCUUGUCCUGCCUCCUGCUGCUCAGCCUGGGCACCUGCUUCCCUCCGGAUGACCGAAGAGGGCCAGGAGACCCAGGCCCAGGCCUCCCGCUGAGGCCCAGCUGGGGGGAUGCGGUGGCCUGGAAGAGGAGCGCCGGGGACCUGAGCUCGCUGUUCAGCAUGGCCAAGGAGCUGCAGGGUUUUGACCAGGAGCAGGCCGGCUUCAGGCAGCAGCAAGAGAGGCCAGGCAAGGAGGGUGGGGGCAUCCGCUUCCAGCCGCGGGACGACGGGGAGAAGCGCAGCGGCACCCUGGGCAGCCUGGCCGAGGAGCUCAAUGGCUACAACCGCAAGAAAGGGGGGUUCAGCUUCCGCUUCGGCAGGAGGUGACCGGCUGCCUGGUCCCGGGAUGCCCCAGGGAGAGGGGGGCUCACCCCAAAUCAGCCCAUCAUGCCACCCUGUUCCUUCCCUGCCCCUUCAGCUACGGGGGCUGGGGGAGAACGGGAUGUUUCAUAGUACUGGGUUUGCUCUGCUCCUUUCAGCUUUGUCCCACAUCCCAUCCCUGCCCGCUCUGGAUAUGGCAGCCCCUCGCGCCCAGGCAGGGGGGCCUAAAAGGAGGCUCCCAAACCCAAGCACGGUGCCCCACAGCUCCCCUUCCCCUGGCACGCAUCGUGCUGGCAGCCCCGGGGCCACGCUACGCCAUGCAUGAAACUAGGCUGAGCUAGCUCGGCAGCCAGAGGGGAGGCAGACUGAGUGAUCACGGUGGGAUAAUCCAAGUGCUGAGACGCUCUGCAGGGACUGCUGGGAGCUGACAGCCCGCAGAAGGCAGUGGAGGAGG